This is a messenger RNA of Didymodactylos carnosus, 4892 nucleotides long. The record is from the annotation of a GenBank genome assembly. NCBI's taxonomy places the organism in Eukaryota, Metazoa, Rotifera, Eurotatoria, Philodinida, Philodinidae.
AUGUUUCACCGCGGCAGUUUUAGUUUGGCUGAAUGGUGUGACGAAGCAGAUUAUAUGGUGUUAGAUGAUAUUUGUUGGUCUCGUUUAAAACAACAGUCAAAGCAAUUAUUAACGGCUUCCGGUGAGGUCCAUUUAACGGAUAAAUAUCAUCGUAAGCAGAAAAUAAAUAACAAUAAAUCAUGUAUAUAUUUGAUGAAUUACGAAGAUACUGGUAGUUUAUUAGAUGAUACGUAUAGGUAUGGGACGAAUCGAGCGCUCGAGCAAAGAAAACCUUAGCGCGCUCGCGCUCGAGUGCAUUCCAACAAGCGCGCUCGUCGAUCGAGCACAUUUUACACAAGUGCGCUCGUCCACUGCAAUACAGUUUUUAUAGAAGUAUAGUUUUUUGUUUACAUAAUAAGUGAGCAGCUAUUUACAUAGCCAGUAAACAAUUAUUUAAAUAUUUUUUUGUGCUAGAGAACUUACCUCUCUUGUAGAGAACUUAUUUAAAUUAGGAAUGAUAUGCGAGUGCUCGGAUACCGAGCGUGAUUCGUGUGUUUCGCUCGGAUGACGAGCGCGAUUCGUCUGUUUCGCUCACGCAACGAGCGUCCGCUCGAUUCGUCUCAUACCUAGAUACGUACUGGAUCGACAACGGUGUAUUUGUAUUGUUAAGUAAAGAUGAACGUUUAUUUGUGUGAAUAUUUUUUAUUUUCGGUUGUUCCUUGUCCUUUUUUAAUACAUGCAUGUGUUUGCCUUACAAAUAUUCUACAUGAAAAUAAUAAUUCGGCGAUUCUUUUAAUAGGGGAUGAUCUUCUAUCAGGCGAUUCUUUUACACUUUUUUCCCUUUGCGAUGUACAGCAUAUAUCCGUAAACCAUUUGAUAACGCUUGGCGAGAACAAUCUAGUCAUGUACGUCUGGUGAACAUAUGUGUACGCAGUAGUUGUUUUUUUGAAGCUGAAGAAUCUUGAAUGAUUCACUUUCUCAGAAGUGUGCAUAAAAGAAGCUUUCGCUGACAAUAAAACGCAUUGAAUUUGUCAAAAUCGGCGGUUUUGUAUUUCCUUAUUUUUUCUGCCCUCCUGACCAAGAAGUCUGCUAUUGUCUAACAUCUCAAUUGGAAUUAAACUUCAUUUAGGACAGAAAACAAAAUAACAAAAUUCCAGAUCCCAAAACCACUCUUUUUCUUUCCAAUCGUACUUUUGGCGUUCUGCUUAUGUUUGUCCGAGCCAAAUUUAACGUCAUUCUUUACAAACUGAGCUUAUUUUUAAUUAUAAUAAAAGUCGUGGGAUCUAUCUGAAAUUAAGUUGCAAAGAGUAUCAUUGCAAUUAGUCGAUACCAGGAUUUCACCGAAGUAAUUAUUGACAACUUAGCAUAAAUUUGACAAAGACUGGUGUUGUUGAUGAACAAAGGUUGUCUCUUGAUAGAAAACUCAUUCACUAUCUGUAACAGAUGAGAAAAAGGCAUAUGUUAAAAUUUGUGCUUAGUUCUUUUGCUUUGAGCGAUCCUUAGAAUAUCCAGGAUAAAAAAAAGUACGGGUGUAAAGUAAUUAUCCUCUGUAAUCAGAACUCAAUUUUUGAAAUGUAUGUAGAAAAUUGUGUGUUCAUAUAUUGAUGCUUUUUCUGUUUUCUUCCUUGGUGGAAAAACUGGGUAAAAUGAAUGAAUGGUUUUCGACUUGGCCAAAUGUUACGGAAUUUCAUUUUUUCGUCUUCGGUGCCCGUUAUCUUGGCAACCUAAUCAAUAAAGAAGCAACGUUUAUCAAUGACAUUUAUAUCAACGACGGAUAUUAGGGAGUUCUAAUACUAAAAAGAAUUCGAGCUUGAUUGAACAAGCGGGUCAAAAAUAUAGUCAAAAUAGAGGCCGUAACGGAAUUUCAAAACAUGGAAGUAGUUUUCGGCCUAUUUCAGUAAAAGUUGUCAUUCUCCGUUAUGGAAAUGUACUACAUUAUUUUACUAUUUUUCGCAAAACAUUUGAAUAAAGGCAGUUGUUUCAUUCACUGUCUCAUUCACUUUCAGAACCUGUAUCGCUUGAUCCUGGAGAUUUAUACAAUAAAAUUUCCUUCUGAGCGCGUAAAUUUGUAGAGCAAACUUUUCUGAUCAAAAUAAGACUUCGCACAACUCUGUAUGACUUUGCAUCGAAAAGUUAAGGGUAUUUUUUUACAAGUCCUAAAAUUGAUCAUUUUAUGAAUACAGCGUAAAUAAAUUGAAUACAGCGUUUUCUCUACAUAGGAAUUACACGAGAAUUCUUUUUUGGGCCUUGAUCUCUAGAAAACUCCUAAACGACAACACUCGGAGACAAUAGAAAUGUUCAUUCGUGUAACUCAUUGUACCUAACAUUUAUGGAAAGUUUUGGCAAGAUCGUAUGUAUGGUGAUGGAGGGAAUUUCUAAGGGGAGGAGGGCCCUUAAAAGAAAACUAAAUGAUGAACGUUUCGUCGUAAACGUAAACGAUGGCUUGAAAAUAAACGUAUAGAUAGAACCAGAAAUAAGAAAAAAAUUGACCGGGGUCAAAACAUUUGUUGGUGAUUUUGUAAAAAUAGUACUUAUCUAGUAAAAUAGUACUAAUACUUUCAACAACUCUGGUACUAUAUGCAUAGUACCGUAGAGCUUACAUUGCAGUGAUAGAGUAGAAAAAAAUAAAAAUAGAAAAUAGAAACUAAAGUGUAAGAUUUUCUUUCAAAUUCCCAAAUCUGUUAAUAACAAUAAUAAUAAUUAAUUCUGAUUAUUGCGUAUUAAAUUAAUCAUUUCAGAAUUCUUGACAUAUCUUGACAAGAUCUGCUCAAGAUUUAUCACGACAGGUUCUGAUACAAAACUAGUGGAAAAUCUGCAGCAUUGCCUUCCAUUCAGAAUCUUGACAGAUUUCGAUAAACCUGUACACCCUUGAAAGAUCUGGGGCGGAGUUUGAGAAAUCUUUAAAGAUUUAUCAAGAUCUGCAUUCGAGAUUUUUCUCCUGGGUACAGCACUAAAAUUUUAGUAUGACUGCUUAGACCUUUUCUUUAUUGUUAUUCGUCUAUUUUUCUUUUCUUUUUACACGAUCUAUUCAUUUUCUCUCUCUCUCCAAGAAUAGUAUAGACACAAGAUGUACUUAUUCGUUCGAAAAUGGCAGAUAAUCCAAGCGAAAUACACAAGUUUAAGAUAUUUACAAACACAACGUUUCUUUAUAUUAUAUAUUUAUCUAUCGACGGAUCGAGUUAGGCAGCUUAGAAAGAGAAUCAUACAAGGAUAGAAUUAUUGUUUAAUCAUUCUUUAUAAUUUUUCCUCUUUUGUCGGCGUAAACUAUAGCUCAUAUUCUGAUAUUUAUACGUUGUAUUAUGACUAGUGGUAGUGCUACUUGUAGUUUGUACAGACUUAACGACUGGUUCCUGUACUGUCGGGUAAAAGUUCUUUCUCGUCCUUGGUUGGACCCACUUCGUGAUAGUGAACUUCCACUGCGAGCUAUCCCUUUACAUUUAUUAUAACCGUUAUUGGCAAUAGUGUAUAUGGUUUCCAGUUUCUUUCUUCUUGUCCAGUGCUUUUCUUUAUCAGAUAAAAUGCUUUCAUCGAAAUUAGCAAAGGAACCCGGAUUCUCUGCGUGUUGUGCUAGCUCUGAACCUUGGACGUCUCCCUGUUUAACUUUCGCAUAUGCUCUUGUACGCAUCUUUUAAACGAGCAAGUCUCGCCGAUAUAAAUAUCCCCACAUGAACAUGGAACACCAUAUGCACUGUCUUGACCUUUCAACCCUAAGGAUAAGAAAAUAACAGUUUGAACGUUCCGGCCAAAAACCAAAGUCCAAAAAUCCAACUUUUAUGAACAUCAUCGAUUUUUCGACAUGAAAAUAAUGUUUUGAAAAACUAGAAACUACAUAUUUUUGAUCAGCUCAAAAAACUCCAACGAAUGAUGUAUAAUAUCUUAGAAAAAAAAUUUCACUCCAAGUUUACAUUACGUGCAUCUUACUUUCCACUAUAUUCAAAUUUUAUUUUUGAAUAAAGAUGCGAGAACUAGCUGCAUCGUAGACUUCUAGAACUGUUAAGUAUGCUCUAUCUCCUCUGUAUAAUAUCCGUUGUUCGACGUCAUAACUUUACUUUAUUGCGAAAUUCAAUUGACAAACAAAUUUGUGAAAUUGAGAGUGAAUUACUUGCCUAGAAUUUAAAUGUUUCUGGUUGACUAUUUUUAUGAUGGUGUGAGUGGCAGAUGUGUAUUAAUGAUACUGUUUUGCCGUUGUCUCUGCUUCACUGAGUAUGCAUAGUAAGUAUUUCAAAAGGUAAUUUCUUCCCUUGUUCCGCUUCUCAUCGACUUGUGUGAAUAAAUGAACACAUUGCUAUUUUCUUUUCCACAGGUAAAAUAGUGGGCCAGACAACAUCGUCAUUUGCCUAUCAUUCGUUCUAUCACUAUCCAGUCAGUUGCUGAACGGUGACAUACCCGUUAAAACAGUUUCUGUAGAGGAAAAGUACCGUUGUCACCUUUCUACCGUGUCUGGCCACUGUGCGCCGCUUUUGCAACGGUAAACAAUUUUGCACAUCAUCAUAUUGCCAUCAUUUCUCAGUUUCAUCCGUUAUAACUAGUCCUACGGGCAGUAGUGUAUUGGACUGAGCUUCAAAAAUUCGAUUUCUUAUUCUAUCCUACUUUAUUGUGAAGUCGAAUUUGACAUGGGUAGAGAGUUACCUAAUGUAAUAAUGGACAAUUCGACAGUUUGUUCAUGAUCAAAUUACAAUAAUCUGAGUAUAUCGUGAACAUCGUGUCUUCAGUUACUCAAUAUUGAUGUCGACAAAGACGUUGAUAAAUUAGUCGAUUUACUAUUACCAAUGACGUUAAGGAAAGGAGUAGUAUCGAUAAGUCGGUUUUUCGUUUCAAAAAAUUUCCGAUUGAAAGUCACAUAUCUGGAAUCAGCGUCGAAUUCUGAACAAAAUGGCCGAUGCAGAUUUUUUUGAUAAAAUUUUAUUUUUCGC